Molecule: messenger RNA, 2199 nt
Organism: Panicum virgatum (switchgrass)
Lineage: Eukaryota; Viridiplantae; Streptophyta; Magnoliopsida; Poales; Poaceae
Product: hydroxyproline O-galactosyltransferase GALT5-like
Exons: 7
Coding region: 68-1864 (598 amino acids)
Cellular component (GO): Golgi membrane
Molecular function (GO): carbohydrate binding; galactosyltransferase activity
Source: RefSeq, a predicted model, not a curated record
UUUCCCUCCCUCUCGCCGGCCUCGCCACCUCCCCCACCCUCCCGGAAAAUCCAAAACCGCGCCGCCCAUGCGCCGGCCGCGCCGCGGCGGCGGCCUCCGCCCGCUGCUGCUGCUGUUCCCCUUCGCUGUGCUCCUGUCCGUCGCCACCUUCUCCCUCCACUCCCCCGACCGCCUCCUCGUCACCAUCACGGCGCGGCGGCCGGCCUCGUCGCCCCGCCACCUGCACCGGCUGGCCGUCUCGAGCCUCGAAGCGCGCGCGCUCGGCCUAGGAGACGCCCUGCCGCUCCACGCGGAUGCCGCGCGCGCGUUCCGGUCCGGCGGGCGCCUCCUCCGCGACGUCCUCUCCUCCCCCGCGCCGCCGCCCUCGGCCGCUGCCGGCGCGACGCGCUGCCCGCCCUCUGUCGUGGUGUCGGGCGCGCGGCUCCGGGGCACGGGUGGCGGCGGCGGCGGCGGCGGCGUCCUGUCCCUGCCCUGCGGGCUGGCCCUGGGGUCGCACGUGACGGUGGUGGGCUCGCCGCGGCGCCGCGGGGACGUGGCGCGGUUCGCGGUGGAGCUGCGCGGGGAAGGGGACGGGGACGUGGCCCCGAGGAUCCUCCACUUCAACCCGCGGCUCCGCGGGGACUGGAGCGGCCGGCCGGUGAUCGAGCAGAACACCCGCUUCCGCGGACAAUGGGGACCCGCACUCCGGUGCGAGGGCCGUCGGUCGCGCCCGGACGAGGAGACCGUUGAUGGAUUGGUGAAAUGUGAGAAAUGGUCUGGAAACAUUGGGGACACAUCAGAGGAGUUGAAGAGAUUGUGGUUGCAGAACCGUAUCGCUGGACAGAGGAGCAGAAAUUGGAUACAUUGGCCAUAUCCAUUCAUGGAGGAUGAAUUGUUUGUUCUAACACUGAGUACUGGUUUGGAAGGCUACCAUUUUCAUGUUGACGGGAAGCAUGUCACUUCUUUUCCUUACCGUGUUGGCUUUGUUCUUGAGGAUGCCACUAUCUUGUCUGUGAUUGGAGACAUUGACGUUCAAUCAGUAGUAGCUGGUUCAUUACCAACAGCUCACCCUAGCAUUGUCCAAAGAAAUCUGGAGUUGCUAACAGAACUAAAAGCCCCUCCUCUUGCUGAAGAGAAUGUAGAGCUAUUCAUAGGCAUUCUUUCAGCGGGGAGUCAUUUCACUGAACGCAUGGCUGCAAGGAGAUCUUGGAUGUCUUCAGUACGAAAUUCCUCCAGCGCAGUGGCUCGGUUUUUUGUUGCAGUGAAUGGCAGAAGGGAAGUGAAUGAAGAUUUGCUGAGAGAGGCAGAUUUCUUCGGGGACAUUGUCAUUGUGCCUUUUGUGGAUAGUUAUGAUCUGGUUGUUCUGAAGACUAUUGCCAUUUGCGACUAUGCGGCUCGUGUUGUUCCAGUGAAGUAUGUUAUGAAGUGUGAUGAUGAUACCUUUGUUAGACUUGAUUCAGUAAUGGCUGAAGUCAAGAAAAUCUCAGACGGCAAAAGCUUUUAUUUGGGGAACAUGAAUUACUUCCACCGGCCACUGCGAGAGGGAAAAUGGGCUGUCUCAUACGAGGAGUGGCCCAUAGAAGAGUACCCGCCCUACGCUGAUGGUGCAGGCUACAUUGUUUCUUCUGACAUUGCAAACUUCGUCGCAUCUGAAAUGGAGAAGGGAAGACUAAAUCUGUUCAAGAUGGAGGAUGUGAGCAUGGGUAUGUGGGUUGGGCGGUUCAACAGCUCCGGGAACGCCGUGGCGUACGUCCACAGCCCCAGGUUGUGCCAGUCCGGCUGCACCGAUGACUACCUGACCGCACACUACCAGUCGCCGCCGCAGAUGGUGUGCCUCUGGGAGAAGCUGCGGCAAGGGAGGCCGCAGUGCUGCAACGCAAGGUGACACGAAGAAACCUUUGCCCGCUGAAAGCUCACCUCGGCAUGAACUUCCCUGGGAUAGGUAGCAAACCACAGGUAACGCUUGUACAUCAUUGGAGGGUACAUAUAUAGCCCCGUUUUUCCCACUGAUCGGAAGCAGUGACGACCGCAGAAUACAUCGGGUGAAAGGAUAGUUUAAGUUUACACGUCAUAUCUGUAACAUCAGCACAACCAUAUUAUAUAUGGUACAACAAUCUCUCUUGGUACAUAAAUUAUACAUGCCACAGUGUGCUGCUCCUAGAUACUGACCGUACUAUGCUGGUCCAAAAGAAUGCCUAGCCGAAUUGUUUUUCGGCACCA